CGGGCGGUGUGGGCGCGGCGUGUGCGGCAGGCUGGGCUGCACCGCAGCGCAUACACUACAAUGGCUGCUGGAAAGACGGGAAAGCAAACAAUUUCCAGGCCCGCCGCGUCCAGCCCGAAAUAUGGGGAAAAAAUUACAGAAAAAUCGGAGAACACUGUAAAGGGUGGAAACGGGGCGCAGAGGGGAUGCUGAGGCUCCCGCGACCAGUAAAAAUGGGAAGUACUGGAUUCUGGUUUCCUCCAAGAAGAGUCAGCGGAACUGGUUAAGACCAAAAUCUGAGGACUUUAGUGGGCAAACAUCAGUCCCCUUUUGCUUUCUUUUACGACCACAUGAAACUUGAGAAGCCAUCUAAAGCUAAAUCAUUUAGUGGAGUUGGGCAAUUCCCAAGUGUCCAACAAGAAGGCCUGGUUUAGGCUGCGAUGGCCACUGUCAUUCCUGGUGAUUUGUCAGAAGUAAGAGAUACCCAGAAAGUCCCUUCAGGGAAACGUAAGCGUGGUGAAACCAAACCAAGAAAAAACUUUCCUUGCCAACUGUGUGACAAGGCCUUUAACAGUGUUGAGAAAUUAAAGGUUCACUCAUACUCUCACACAGGAGAGAGGCCCUACAAGUGCACACAACAAGACUGCACCAAGGCCUUUGUUUCUAAGUACAAAUUACUAAGGCAUAUGGCUACUCAUUCUCCUGAGAAAACCCACAAGUGUAAUUAUUGUGAGAAAAUGUUUCACCGAAAAGAUCACCUAAAGAAUCACCUACAUACACACAAUCCCAACAAAGAGGCCUUUAAGUGUGAAGAAUGUGGAAAGAACUACAAUACCAAGCUUGGGUUCAAACGUCACCUGGCUUUGCAUGCUGCAACAAGCGGUGACCUCACCUGUAAGGUAUGUUUGCAGACUUUUGAAAGCACAGGAGUGCUGCUGGAGCACCUAAAAACUCAUGCAGGCAAGUCAUCGGGUGGAGUGAAGGAGAAAAAACACCAGUGUGAACACUGUGAUCGUCGGUUCUACACCCGAAAGGAUGUCCGUAGACACAUGGUAGUGCACACUGGAAGAAAGGACUUCCUCUGUCAAUAUUGUGCACAGAGAUUUGGGCGGAAGGAUCACCUAACACGCCACAUGAAGAAAAGUCACAACCAAGAACUUUUAAAGGUCAAAACAGAGCCAAUGGACCUUCUAGAUCCCUUUACCUGCAAUGUUUCUGUGCCUAUUAAGGAUGAGCUGCUUCCAGUGAUGUCUUUACCUUCCAGUGAACUGACAUCAAAGCCAUUUACAAACACUUUGCAAUUAAAUCUCUACAACACUCAGAUUCAGUCCAUGCAGAGUUCUGCAUCUGCACACCAAAUGGUUGCCACAUCAUUACCAUUGGGAAUGCCUUGUCCAAUAGAUAUGGAAUCUGUCCACCCUUCUCACCAGCUAUCUUUGAAAUAUCCGCUCAGUUCUACCUCAUACGCAAUUUCUAUGCCUGAAAAAGAACAGCCAUUAAAAGGGGAAAUUGAAAGUUACUUAAUGGAGUUGCAAAGUGGUAUGCCUUCUUCAUCCCAGGAUUCUCAAGCAUCUUCAUCAAAACUAGGGCUGGAUCCACAAGUAGGGCCGCUAGAUGAUGGGUCUGGGGAGGUUUCCCUUUCCAAGAGCUCCGUUUCUAUUAGCGAACCUCUAAACACCCCAUCAUUGGACUUUUCUCAGCUGUUCAACUUCAUACCUGUAAAUGGCCCUCCCUAUAAUCCUUCCGUUUCAGUGGGAAACCUUGGAAUGAGUUAUACGCAAGAGGAGGCACAUUCUUCUAUGACUCAACUUCCACCACAAACACAGGAUCCACAAGAUCCUAGCAAUAGUAUAGGUCUUGGGUCUCUGCACUCAUUGUCAGCAGCAUUCACAAGCAGUCUAAGCACAACCACCACCCUACCACGAUUUCAUCAAGCUUUCCAAUAGGAUGUACAAAGCUGGCUUAUUACUGUCUAUUUGUAGAAAUGCCUUAGGUGACCAUUUUUAACUUAGUGCCUACGAUAAGACAUUAUAAAUUCUCUACUUUUGUACAGUACCGAUCUCA
Molecule: messenger RNA, 2043 nt
Organism: Rhea pennata
Lineage: Eukaryota; Metazoa; Chordata; Aves; Rheiformes; Rheidae
Gene: PLAG1
Product: PLAG1 zinc finger
Exons: 4
Coding region: 420-1925 (501 amino acids)
Biological process (GO): regulation of transcription by RNA polymerase II
Cellular component (GO): nucleus
Molecular function (GO): sequence-specific DNA binding; DNA-binding transcription factor activity, RNA polymerase II-specific
Source: RefSeq, a predicted model, not a curated record